Anoplopoma fimbria (sablefish) is the source of this 1378-nucleotide messenger RNA. It is a transcript of the gene cd8a, whose product is annotated as CD8a molecule. The transcript has 6 exons. The record is from RefSeq and is a predicted model, not a curated record. The coding region runs from base 108 to 737 and encodes 209 amino acids. Lineage: Eukaryota; Metazoa; Chordata; Actinopteri; Perciformes; Anoplopomatidae.
AUCGGUGGGCUCAACUUCAAACAUCUUGCAGACCACCACCGUGCUUGCAGGAGGUCUCUGCAACUCUCUGCUGCAAUGAUCCCAUUUGACACUGCAGAGAAGAAGAAAUGACUCCAGGAGCUGGUGAAGACAUGCCGGUGAAGGAAGGGGAUCCGGUUUCCAUAACAUGUAAGCCUGGUGAGAUGGGCAGCCUGGUGGUCUGGUUUCGAGUUCUUGACCCUGGCAUGCAAUUCCUUGCAUCUUUCAGCAGCAAUGGCGUGCUGAAGUCAUCCACGGGCUCCUUUUCCUCUAUUUUCAGUGACACAAAUAUUCGUGAGAAUAUCUUAACACUGAAGAAAUUCAGCAAAACUCGUGACAGUGGCGUUUACAGCUGUGCGUCUCUCAUUAAAGGAAAUGAACUGAAUUUCGGCAAUUUAAUCCGACUGGUCGGAGAUAAAGUCUCAGUAGAAGAAGUAGCUAAGGCCACCAUCACUCCGCCAAAUGAAUGCACAACUGCCACACCAUGCAAUUGUAACAAGAAUGAAAAAAUCAACCAAGGAGAAACCAGUCUUCAAAUGUAUUGUUCUACAAUCAUACUGGGCCCACUGGCCGGCGGCUGUGGCUUUCUUCUUCUACUCCUCAUCAUCAUCACCGUGUACUGCAACAAAAUAAGAACACGGAGAUGCCCACACCAUCACAAAAGAAAACCGCGGGUCCCGACUCCUGGAAAACAAAUGACCAACUUAAGACCAGUUUAAUCUAAAUGGUGUCAUUUCAUUUCAUUUCUCAACACAAUCAUUUCACAGUGUUGUGUUACUGUUGCAGAUUAUUUUCCUCCUAUUUACAGUUUAAUGACAAUCAUGGUGAAUAUUUUGCUGCCAAUUUAAAAAGUUCUUGUAACAAAAACUAUAAAAACUUUUUAAAGUGCUUCAAGGAUUCAAUGUAUGAAAUACCUUCGAAGAUCUUCAACAUCCGGUUUUAACUGCAUUGUGGUGAGACGGACGAUAAAGCCGUGUUACACUUAGAUUUAACUCUUUUAAUGAAAUAACAUGAAAUGAAAUGUGUAUUUAUCCAAUCCUAAUAAAUGUUGAUUGUAAUAGAAACCACUGAAGUCCUGAGAAUAUUAGAAGUGAGCACUCUUGUUAAAAUUGAAUUAUGAAAUUGUCAUAAUUGUGUAUAAUUCAUUUUGCUUUUGUACAGAGCCAAAGCUAAUUCUUAAAUGUUUACUUUUUCCAACAUACAUUGCUUUUUUUUUACCAUAAUUACUGAACCGUCUUUUAGUUUUGCUAUUUCAAUAUUUUCAGCUAGAACUUAAAUUGCCUUUCACUUGAAAAAUCACGUAUAAACAUUUUAUUUUUUAUUUAGUCAAGCCUUUGGUUAGUUUUAUGUAAUUACUGCA